GAAGACCUCAGGUAAAAUAAGACCAAUAUCGUCAAAUGUAAAUUAGCAAACGUAGCUACAAAGAUCACAGCUUUAAUUUGUAAAUGAGAAGAGGACAUGGCUUACAUACACGUAACGAUCAAAUCUCAAAGGAACAAGGUGAUUACUUCAGCACAGCAGAAUUGCAGCAUAAAAGUCUAUUGCCAGCCAUCCUUAGGAAACUGAAGAAAUAUCGAUGUCAUCGUAAAUACUUGUACCCAAUAGGUCUCGUGUUUCUUCUUCUUAUUUUGCUCUACGGAAUAAACUCAAACAACAACUUGUAUCUGGUAGAAAGGAAUCUCCAUCAAUCUGGUUUUAAAAAUGGCAUUGAUAACAUUACAAACCUCCAUCCUACCAUCCUGUGGUGGACAGCAUACGGCGGGAAAACAGAUGAGAAUAUUACGUGUGGAGAGAUAAAAUGUCGAGUCAGCGUGGACAGGACUCUAAAAUCUCAUAGGGAUGUUAAGGCCAUCGUAUUUUACGGAACCUCACUAGAGUUAGCGGAUAUGCCACUACCCCGUAAUCCAGACAUCAUCUGGGCUCUGAAACACGAGGAAUCUCCUAAAAACAACGACUUCAUGUUCUCCCACGAGGAAAUAAUGACUCUGUUUAACUACACAUCAACCUUCAAAAGGCAGUCCGAUUACCCUCUCCCCACUCAGUCGCUUCCUAAUCUGGAUUACCUACUGGAUACAACCUUUGUUGUGGACACUAGAACUAAGUCUGAGCUGAGGAGGACAGAGGAUUUGGCCCCCAUGCUGUACGUUCAGAGUGACUGUGGGGCCCCCUCAGACAGAGACGAGUAUGUUAAACUCCUCCAGAAGUACAUCCCCGUGGAUUCCUACGGAAAGUGUCUACACAAUAAAGACCUUCCAGAACACAUUAGAUUUGAUUUUGGUAAAAGCAUGACUGGUAUGCACCACGAUGACUUCUUCAAGCUAGCAGCAAAAUACAAAUUUACUUUAGCCAUGGAAAAUGCUGUUUGUGACGACUACAUGACAGAAAAAUUAUGGCGCCCGCUAAGACUGGGAUCUUUGCCGAUUAUAUUCGGUUCACCUAAGGUUAAGGAUUAUCUUCCUUCCAAUAAAUCUGCAAUUUUAGUAACAGACUUUAAAAGUGCUGAACACCUAGCCAAAUUCUUAAAGGAGCUUGACGAAAAUGAUGAAAAAUAUAACGAAUACUUGAAAUUCAAGUAUUCCAAUUCCAUUGACAACCAAAACUUAAAAUCUCACAUGCAGUAUAGAGAAUGGGGAGAUUUUAGUGCAAUUCAAAAGACGCCUAAAAAGUUUUACUCGCACAUGAGUGGAUUUGACUGUUUUAUAUGUCGAAAAAUUCAUGAAAUACAAGAGGCUCGCGCCCGAAAUGAAUCUCCUAUUUUGCAUAUAGCUAAUAUAGACCAUUAUGGAUGCCCUGCGCCAAGGCGCUUUGAUGCAGAGGGCAAAUACGGAGUGUACGAUGAAUGGUUCGCAGAGCCAUGGUUUUAUUCAAAGUAUCUUGCAAAGGCGUUCAGGAAGUACUAUGACCGUAACGAAUCCAACUUCACACACAACGACUUAUUGGCUUUGUCAAAAAGUCUAAGGAAAGAAGACAAAGAAUGAUAUAAAUACAAAAAUAUGAUAUAAAAAUGUGAAACUUUAUUAUAAAAAGAUUAAAAACACAUACAUGAUUAAAACA
This is a messenger RNA of Saccostrea cuccullata (small rock oyster), 1692 nucleotides long. Its product is annotated as alpha-(1,3)-fucosyltransferase 10-like. Gene Ontology annotation, molecular function: alpha-(1->3)-fucosyltransferase activity. Gene Ontology annotation, cellular component: membrane. Lineage: Eukaryota; Metazoa; Mollusca; Bivalvia; Ostreida; Ostreidae. Bases 84 to 1616 code for a protein of 510 amino acids. The record is from RefSeq and is a predicted model, not a curated record. The transcript is spliced from 9 exons.